AGAGAAAACCCAAAAAAAAAUCUCACUUUUUUUCUUUGCUACAGUUCUCUUUUCUCUCUCUUUCUCUCAGCAGACAUCAAUUCCCCUUUUUUGACUAAAAUUCCGCGACUUGGGGUUUUGAUCCAUUCCCCCCAGUGAAUCAUCAUCUCUCACCUUCACUGCUUUUUUCUUCUUCUCCAAAAACAAAAAUCACUCCUUUUUAUUUUUUUCUCUUAUUCGUCUGGAAUUUUUUAAUUUGGGGGAAAAGAAAAGAAAAAAAACUAUGGUGGUGCUGAUCAAAUAAAUCAAAAUCUUUCUGGUGUGUUGUUUGUUGGUUUUGUGAGAGAGAUGGGUAAAGAGGAAACUGGUGCUGUCAAAGAAGCUAAAGGGAAUUCGAAAUCGGAGAAAUCUAAAGAGAGUGAGAAUCACAGGAAGAAUAAGAAGAAGCAGAGCAAUGGUGAUGAUACUAGUAGAUAUCACGAAGAAGAAGAAGAAGAAGAAGAAGAAGAAGGAGAAGAAGCAAGUGGUUGUUGGGUCAAGUUUAGGUUUAUGAUUGGUUGUGUACCUUCUUCAAAAUCAGACCUUGAUGCUUCUUCUUCCUCUAUCUGUGGCACUACCAGCACUGUUACAACAAUUGAAAGCAAGUCGGCAAAUGAGAAAUCAAUUGAUCAACCAGUUGCUCCUCCACUCUCUUCCACAACAACUAGCAAUGCAGAAAGCUCUUCAUCAACUCCAGUCAUCAGCGAAGAACUUAACAUUUCUUCUCACCUCAGGAAGUUUACUUUCAAUGAUCUUAAGCUUUCCACUAGAAACUUCAGACCCGAAAGUCUUCUUGGAGAAGGUGGUUUUGGUUGUGUCUUUAAAGGAUGGAUUGAAGAAAACGGUACUGCUCCUGUUAAGCCUGGUACUGGCCUUACAGUUGCUGUCAAAACCUUAAAUCCUGAUGGACUUCAAGGUCACAAAGAAUGGCUUGCUGAGAUUAAUUUCCUUGGUAACCUUCUCCAUCCAAAUCUAGUUAAGCUUGUUGGUUAUUGCAUUGAAGAUGAUCAAAGGCUGCUUGUGUAUGAGUUUAUGCCUCGAGGAAGUUUGGAGAAUCACCUUUUCAGAAGGUCUUUGCCUCUUCCUUGGUCUAUCCGGAUGAAGAUUGCAUUAGGUGCUGCAAAAGGUCUCAGUUUCCUCCAUGAAGAAGCUUUAAAGCCUGUUAUAUAUCGAGAUUUCAAAACAUCAAACAUUUUACUAGAUGCAGACUACAAUGCAAAACUAUCGGAUUUUGGACUGGCCAAAGAUGCUCCUGAUGAAGGUAAAACCCAUGUUUCUACUCGAGUUAUGGGGACAUAUGGCUACGCUGCUCCUGAGUAUGUAAUGACCGGUCACUUGACAUCAAAGAGCGAUGUAUAUAGUUUUGGGGUAGUUCUGCUUGAAAUGCUGACUGGACGACGAUCUAUGGACAAAAACCGCCCAAACGGAGAGCACAACUUAGUGGAAUGGGCAAGACCGCAUCUCCUUGACAAAAGAAGGUUUUACCGGUUACUUGAUCCGAGGCUUGAAGGCCAUUUCUCGAUUAAAGGUGCUCAAAAGGUGACUCAGCUUGCUGCACAAUGCCUAAGCCGUGAUCCCAAGAUUAGGCCAAAGAUGAGUGAUGUUGUCGAAGCACUGAAACCACUUCCGCAUCUCANUUUUUUCUUCUGCUGA
Camelina sativa (false flax) is the source of this 1671-nucleotide messenger RNA. The record is from RefSeq and is a predicted model, not a curated record. Lineage: Eukaryota; Viridiplantae; Streptophyta; Magnoliopsida; Brassicales; Brassicaceae.